UUGUUUUCUACAAAGGGCAUGGGAUAAUGGAAACCGUUAAUACUCCUCUGUUUCAUCGCCACUACAUCAACUCCUGCUCCCAAGCUCUUCUGUAUCAUCUCAAUUCGUUUCCUUCUUUCUCUAUCCAAAUGCCUUGAUUUCAGCCUUUCAAUCAGGAAGACAUGGGUGCCAUUUUAUUGCCUGAUGCAGCAUUAGGAUUUCUUCCACGCCAUUCUGUUGUUUCCUCCGGCAAGCAUCACAGCCAUGUCUCAAACUCAUGUCUCAAGUCGCAUCCUAUAAUCUAUAGAAAUACUGGUAGUAGGAAAAGGAAACUUUUGUACACAAAUAAUUGGCUGUAUAAAUCAAGAUCAGUUGUUUUCUCAAGCAGGGCGGAUCAUAGUGAAACAUUCUCAGAUGCUGAUGGUGGGGAUAGUUAUCUAUUAGAGGGGAGUGAAGCAUUGGAGAUUGAUGAAGAUGAACUAGUGGCAGCUAGGAAAGCUCUUACUGAGGCCUGUGCCAGACAAGAAGCUAUUGAGAAAGAGAGAGAUCGAUUAAUGGAAGAGUUGGUCCAAUCUGAGGCUAAACAGAAAGAAUAUGUGGCUACCUUGAUGCAUGACAAGGAACUGGCCAUUGCCGAACUUCAGGCAGUGAAAUCCCUUUUCCAUCAGAAGCUGCAGGAUACCGUAGAAGAGAAGUCCACCUUGGAGUCUAAGUUGGUUCUUGCCAAGCAAGAUGCUGUUGAACUUGCUGUACAAGUAGAAAAGUUAGCAGAGAUUGCCAUUCAUCAGGCCACUGCUCACAUUCUGGAAGAUGCGCAACUCAGGGUUUCAGCAGCUGAGACUUCUGCUGCUCAAGCUGUUUAUCAGAUUGAAGAUCAAAUAAGGAAUACUGCUGAACGUACCAUAUUGGCCGUAGUGGAACAAUCUAAAAUUGCUAUAGAUAAAGCUUUGGUUGUAGCAGAAAGAGCUGGUGACUAUGCAACAAAAUCUGUUGCAGCAUUUACUGAUGCUACAAGUCCAGCUGAUGAGAUUGCUGCAAUUCAAUCACAGAAUAUUGAAUUACAAAAUGCCACAAAUAACUUAGAGUCUCAAUUAUUGCUUACAAGAAGUGAGAUUGAUAAGUUGAAGUUGGAGCUGGAACAAGCCCAUGCAAAAGCAAAUGCAUCUGAACUCCGAGCUAAUGCUGCAGAGAAAGCAUUGCUUGAAUUUCAGGAGUCAAUGAAGGAGCAAAAUCUUCAGCAGCAGGAAGAAAUGAAAAGAUUGCUGGAGAAAGUGAAGAAAGAUGCUGCAGAAAAAAAGAAGGCUGCUUCCAAGGCUUUUAAGCUUGAGCUGGAGAGCAUUAAGGCUGCCAUUGAAGCUGCUAAAGAAACAGCACAUUCAAAAGAUGAGGCCUACUCCAGAAGAUGUGAAGCGCUACACAGAUCAUUAAGGGCAUCUGAAGCUGCUUUGGCGAUGUGGAGACAGAGAGCAGAAAUGGCAGAGUCUCUUCUAUUGAAGGAAAAACCAUUUUCUGAAGGGGAUGAAGAUGCCAUUUUUGUGGUUAAUGGUGGAAGGAUUGAUCUUUUGACUGAUGAUGAUUCACAGAAAUUGAAACUACUGAGUGAUGGUCCUCGUAGAGAAUUACCUGAAUGGAUGGCAAGGAGCAUCCGGACCAUAUGUCCCAAGUUUCCUCCCAGAAAGGUUGAUGCAUCUGAAGCCAUGAAGUCCAAGUUUAUAUCUUUAGACUUGCCCAAACCAGAUGAAGUCUGGUCCAUUGCUACAGAAAAACCGAAGGAAGGGGAUACACUUAUUGAGCAUGUAAUUGAAAAAGAAAUAAUAGAGAAGAAAAGGAAGGCUUUAGAACGUGCUCUUCACCGAAAGACUAUACAGUGGCAGCAGACUCCAGAGGACACACAAUUAGAACCAGGAACUGGAACAGGUCGUGAGAUUGUGUUUCAAGGUUUCAAUUGGGAAAGCUGGAGGAGGCAGUGGUACCUGGAGUUAGCGCCUAAAGCUGCUGACUUAUCCCAAUGUGGGAUAACAGCAGUGUGGUUACCUCCGCCAACUGAAUCUGUUGCUCCCCAAGGUUAUAUGCCAUCUGAUCUGUACAACUUGAACUCAGCUUAUGGUACUAUGGAAGAGCUCAAGCAUUGUAUUGAUGAGAUGCAUACUCAAGAUCUUCUUGCCUUGGGAGACGUUGUAUUAAAUCACCGAUGUGCGCAUAAACAGAGUCCAAAUGGUGUCUGGAACAUUUUUGGUGGCAAACUUGCAUGGGGACCUGAAGCAAUUGUUUGUGAUGAUCCGAAUUUCCAGGGACGUGGAAAUCCUUCAAGUGGUGAUAUAUUCCAUGCAGCACCAAAUAUUGAUCAUUCACAGGAUUUUGUACGGAGAGAUAUAAAGGAGUGGUUAAACUGGCUCCGAAAUGAUAUUGGUUUUGAUGGGUGGCGCCUUGACUUUGUGAGAGGCUUCUCAGGUACAUAUGUGAAAGAAUAUAUAGAAGUUUCAAAUCCUGCAUUUGCUAUUGGAGAAUAUUGGGAUAGUUUGGCUUAUGAAGGCGGUGAUUUGUGUUACAACCAAGAUGCUCAUCGACAAAGGAUAAUUAACUGGAUCAAUGCCACAGAUGGUACUUCAUCAGCUUUUGAUGUCACAACAAAGGGGAUACUCCAUUAUGCUUUGCAUAAUCAAUAUUGGAGGUUGAUAGAUCCUCAAGGAAAACCAACAGGAGUAGUGGGAUGGUGGCCUUCACGCGCUGUCACAUUUUUGGAAAACCAUGAUACUGGGUCAACACAGGGUCAUUGGCCAUUUCCACGAGAUAAGCUUACACAGGGAUAUGCAUACAUUUUAACCCAUCCUGGAACGCCUGUAGUAUUUUAUGAUCAUUUCUAUGAUUUUGGCCUCCGAGAUGUCAUAACUGAGUUAAUUGAAGCCCGAAGAAGGGCUGGCAUUCAUUGCCGGAGUUCUGUGAAGAUAUACCACGCGAACAACGAAGGUUAUGUUGCAAGGAUCGAGGAUGCGCUGGUAAUGAAGAUUGGACAUUUUGAUUGGAACCCUUCAAAGGAAAAUGACUUGGACGGGAGCUGGCAAAAGUUUGUGGAUAAAGGAUCAGAGUAUCAGUUGUGGCUAAGACAAUAAGCUGAUCAUCCAUUACUUCAUUCUGUAAAAAUAGGCCCUUUCCAUUCCUUGUAUCAAUGCUAACAUUAUUAUUGAAUCCUCCAUGUUCUUGCGAGGACCUGCAUUUCUGGCAGCAUGUAGUCAUGGAUGUUAAAGCUAAUCAAAUUCAGACUUAGUUUCCAAGCUUACAACAA
Vitis vinifera (wine grape) is the source of this 3262-nucleotide messenger RNA. RefSeq lists its product as uncharacterized. Gene Ontology annotation, biological process: carbohydrate metabolic process. NCBI's taxonomy places the organism in Eukaryota, Viridiplantae, Streptophyta, Magnoliopsida, Vitales, Vitaceae. The record is from RefSeq and is a predicted model, not a curated record. Gene Ontology annotation, molecular function: calcium ion binding; alpha-amylase activity. The transcript has 15 exons. The coding region runs from base 162 to 3089 and encodes 975 amino acids.